Messenger RNA from Dufourea novaeangliae, 1707 nucleotides. RefSeq lists its product as uncharacterized. The transcript is spliced from 4 exons. Gene Ontology annotation, biological process: DNA integration. The record is from RefSeq and is a predicted model, not a curated record. The coding region runs from base 1 to 1707 and encodes 568 amino acids. Lineage: Eukaryota; Metazoa; Arthropoda; Insecta; Hymenoptera; Halictidae. Gene Ontology annotation, molecular function: nucleic acid binding; zinc ion binding.
AUGCACCUGUACACCAAGCCGUUGACCCUGCAGAUCUUAAUGCAGAAGAUAGACGAGAAUUUCGUAAUGCAGAACGUGAGCGUGUGCGGGUCCUCAGAGCCACGCCAGGCUCGUGACCUACCAGACGAAAGAGCAAAAAAGCAAUCAACACCACAAACUUCAACGGAUGGAAAACGAUGCUUUAAUUGCGGUGCAAAGGAUCACGUAGGUGUAAGCUGCCCUUUCAAAAAUAAAGGCACCAAAUUCUGUCCUGAAAACGACGGCACGAAGAAGAGAAGCUGUAACGCGACGCAAGCAGGCGAGAAGAGGUACCAUAAAGAAGUCGAGAUAGAAGAUCAAAAAGUAGUUGCGCUCAUCUAUACGGGAAGUGAUCUCAGUCUUAUCAGUUAUCAGCCGAAUAAAGUCCGUGAAGUAGGUGUUAAAAUGCGUAUUACUUUAAAAGACGAUAUACCGGUGCAUCAAAGACCACGGAGACUCUCACUAAAAGAAACAGCCGAAAUAGACAAACAUAUACAAACAUGGCUCGACGACGGUAUAAUACGACCAUCAAAUUCAGAUUAUGCUAGUCCAGUAGUGCUUGUACAGAAAAAGGACGGGGCGACGAGACUUUGUAUAGAUUACCGCAAACUAAACGAGAGAAUUAUUAAAGACCGGUACCCAUUACCCGUGAUCGAAGACCAGAUAGACAAAUUACAAGGUGCCAAAGUUUAUAGUCUCAUAGAUUUGCAAAACGGAUUUCUCCAUAUUAUAGAACAUAUUAAAGAUGGUACCGUGUUGACUUAUUUGGAUAACUUAAUUAUACCGUCGAUGAAUCAUGAAGAUGGUUUGAGCAGACUGAAAAGUGUUUUACACACGGCGAGCGAACAUGGAUUAUUAUUAAAUAUAAAGAAAUGUAAAUUCUUGCAAGCAAGAAUAUUGUAUUUAGGCUAUAUAGUAGAGAAUGGAACUAUUAUGCCGUCGAACGAAAAAACAAUUGCCGUAGAAAGAUUCCCGCAGCCUGAUAGCGUUAAAUGUGUGCGUAGUUUUUUAGGAUUAACAGUUGUAGAUGCAUUUUCUAAGUUUUCGUGGUUUUAUCCAACCAAAUCGACGGGUACAGCAGAGGUUAUCGAUAGGCUCAAGAAACAGUCGGUAAUAUUCGGCAAUCCAAGGAGAAUAAUUUCUGACCGGGGCGCCGCGUUCACUUCCCAUGGUUUUAAGGACUAUUCCAACGAAGAAGGUAUACAACAUACUGCCAUAAUCACCGGCGUACCACGAGGGAACGGACAAGUCGAAAGAGUUAACAGGGUGUUGAUCCCUCUUCUUACGAAACUAUCGGCUCCUAAGCCCGAAGAAUGGUUUAAGCAUGUGCCCUCAGCAAAACAAUAUUUAAAUAAUAUUCCGAGUAGGAGUACAGGCGUCUCUCCAUUUUUCAUACUCACGGGGACGAGAAUGAGAAUCAAGGACGAUCCUCACAUUAGAGAACUAUUGGAGACCGAGGUUAUUGCUGCAUAUAACGAACGACGAGACGACUUGCGGCAGCAGGCAAAGGAAAAUAUCGCCAAAAUACAAGCCGAGAAUAAGAAGCAAUUUAACAAGCGUCGGAAGGAAGCAAAGACCUAUCAAGAUGGCGAUUUUGUUGCGAUAAAGAGGACUCAGUUUGGAACAGGACUUAAAUUUCAUUUCGAAAUUUUUCGGCCCUUAUCGCAUUACAAAAGUAUUACGUCAUGA